AUGGGGCAAAACAAGAUAACGAUUCUGGCGCUGAGCCUGCUGCUUUGCCUGGGACUUGGCGAAUCCCAUGGUUUUGGUGGAAAGAUCGGAGGAGGCUAUGCACCUGUCUAUACAAACUUUGUCCCCUAUCCGGUGGCCCAGCCCAUCCCAGUGCCCCAGCCUGUCCCAGUUCCCGUGGCCAUUCCUCAACCCAUUCCAGUCGCAGUGCCCCAGCCAGUGGUGGUUCCCAUUAAGCGCGGCUGGAAGGGCGGAUUCGGAGGUCUCGGUGGAUUCGGCGGUGGCUAUGGAGGAGGUUAUGGAGGAGGUUUCGGUGGCUACCAGAACUUUGCCUCUGCCUCCUCCUUUAGCUCAGCCAGUUCUUUUGGCGGGGGUUACGGCGGCUUUGGCGGUGGCAUCUUCAAGAGACGCUGA
Messenger RNA from Drosophila suzukii, 411 nucleotides. RefSeq names its product scale keratin. NCBI's taxonomy places the organism in Eukaryota, Metazoa, Arthropoda, Insecta, Diptera, Drosophilidae. The record is from RefSeq and is a predicted model, not a curated record.